UUUAAUCCAUUUCACUUUUCUUCUUUUUCUGCAAGUUACUGCAACGAGCUUAUCGUAGGGAAAAAGUUUAAAUUUUGUUUUUUUUUCUUCAGUCAGUCAGACUUUUUUCUUCUGUGGAUUUUUUAUUUUUUUAAUUUCCGUUGGUUCUUGUUUUGCAACUGGUGGGCUUUCUAUUUUCGGAUUACCAUUAACCCACGCAAAAGUUCAUUAUAUCAUCAAACAACACCAGCACCCACCACACACAAAAAAAAUCACACAUUUACACAUACAAUUUUCAAUAUAAAUUCUUUACAUUUGGUUUUAGUUUCCACCUGUUGAUCUCAAUUGCUGCUUUCGCUGACAUCUGCUUCUGUACCUUCCACAAUCGUUACAAUCAUUUUACCCCUUUUACUGUUACUACCCCAACCACAACCCCAACCCCCCCUCCCCUUAUACACAUUUUUUAAGUGGACAAAAUAAAUUUAUCAGAAACAACGAAACUAAUGACCCAGGCUAUAUUCACUCUUUUGUAUAACCCCAGUUAUCUUGCCGGGGCCUUGGUCUUAGGAUCUACUUUAAAGAAACUCAUUCAAAAACAAGAAGAUGGUCUGGAACUUAAACUUGGAAUUUUGAUUGACAAGAAGAAUUUCACCUCCCACCACUUGGCAUUAUUAUCUAAAUACUAUGAUGAUUUGGUUGAUGUUGACCCCUUGGAGUCCAAAAUCACCGAUAAGUUAUACCACGAUUUGAAAAGACCAGAAUUGGGCAAAACAUUCACCAAGGUCAAACUUUGGUCCUUGAUUCAAUAUGAAAAAAUCUUGUAUUUGGAUUCAGAUACUUUGCCAAUUGUCCCCACCGGUGAUCAAGGCAGUGUAAUUGAUUUGUUAAAGUUGGAUUUUGCUAAAAACAAAAUCUUAGCUGCUCCAGAUAGCGGGUUUCCUGACAUUUUCAACUCGGGUGUAUUUGUAUUGAAACCAAAUUUAGAUGACUAUUCUAAAUUAGAUGCAUUAGUGCAAGAAUCCGCCAUAAACCCAAAUGUGUCCUUUGAUGGUGCUGAUCAAGGUUUAUUGAAUCAGUAUUUUAACACUCAACCAGAUUGGGUUCAAAGUUUACUCAAAGCAGGGAAAUCCAACAUUCAGCAAGCAGAAUCCACUGCAGAAACCAAUUGGGUGAAAAUUCCAUUUUUGUAUAAUGUGACUCCAAGUGCCCAAUACGAAUAUUUACCAGCAUACAAGCAUUUCUCCACUUCUCCAGAAUACCCUGGUGCACCAACACCAGGUCCAUUGGAAGCUGAAUUAGGUGAAGGUGGUCAAGAUCAAGAUAAACACGAUGAAGAAGUUGUCAGAUCAACUUUUGAAACAUUGAGCCGCUAUCAUUCCACUGCUGUCACUUAUAUCAACUACUCCACUACCCAAGUUAAAGUGAUCCAUUUCAUUGGUCCUUACAAGCCAUGGAGAUCAAGCUCUACUGUGAGUGGUAUUCAUAGAGAUUGGUGGAAUAUCUGGAUUCAAGAAUUUGGUGAGCGUAGUAUUCAGGAAGUCAUUAGUCCUCCUGCCAGUGAAGCAUUUGUUUACGAAGAACCAGAACAAGUUUAUCAUCAUGAAGAAAGUUGGGAUGUUCCUCAUCCACCACCACCUCCACCACCUGAACCAGUUUAUGUACCAGAACCAGAGCCCAUUGAUCAUUCUCAACCUCAGUCAUUAUUGGAUCCAGCUAAUUAUCAGCAAUUUGAAGAUAAUAUCAAACCUAGUGUUGAUGCCAUGUGGGAUCCAACUAAAGAAGCACCUCCCGUACAUGAGUACCAUUUUGAUGGUAGCCAUGAAAUGGAGCAUGGUAUGAGAUCGUUUACCAAUGUCUGGGAUGAACCAUAUCACGAGCCAGAACACCACCAUGAGGAGCAUCACCACCACCAUCACCAUGAAGAACCUCAAUGGCACCACCACGAAGAGCAUCAUCACCAUGAAGAGCAUCACCAUGAAGAGCCUCAAUGGCAUCAUCAUGAGGAACAUCACCAUGAGGAACCUCAAUAUCACCACCAUGAAGAACAUCAUUACGAAGAGCCACACCAUGAGGAACCUCAAUAUCACCACCAUGAAGAACAUCAUUACGAAGAGCCACACCAUGAAGAAUAUCAUGAGCCACACCACGAAGAGCAUCAUCACCACGAAGAACACCACGAAGAACAUCAUGAAGAACCCCAGUAUGAAGCUCCAGUCCCAGUGUACGAUCAUCAUUACGCUCAACCAGAAAGAGUAUUUGACACUAAAUACGACUACUUCCCUACUCACGUAUUACAACAACUUGACAAGAGUACUUCCACUGAAGAACCAAGAUCACUUUCUUCCCCAAGUGCAGAAUCCAGUGAUAACGCAGCAACUAACUUUAUCAAUUUUGCUGAAGUGAAUCAAGAACUUCAAAGAUCGGGUGUCAUUGAUGAAGAUGAUUUCGAAGAAGACUAUGGAGAAUUGGAAGAAGAACUUCCAGAAGAAGAGGAAUACGAAGAGGAGAUUGAAGAAGAUUAUAAUGUUCCUAAGUUGUUCCCAUGGGAGUUCAGACCUGCCUACAGAGCAGAAAGAGUGUUUGACUAGUUUGGUUUGUUGUUUUUGUUGUUUAUUUUUUGCUUUCUUAAUACUGUCAUUUUGAUUUAGUUCAGUUCAAGACUUUAGAUAAAACGUUGAUUUUUUCAUAUUUUUUCCAUAACUGUUUUUAGAAGACUUUGCAUGAAACUUAUAUAUACUUUUCUAGAUGUACUUUUGUACAAUAGACGAAUAAGGUUUAAAAGAAGAAAAGAAAAAAAC
This is a messenger RNA of Spathaspora passalidarum NRRL Y-27907, 2777 nucleotides long. Its product is annotated as glycogenin glucosyltransferase. The transcript is spliced from 2 exons. Gene Ontology annotation, cellular component: cytoplasm. The record is from RefSeq and is a predicted model, not a curated record. Gene Ontology annotation, molecular function: glycosyltransferase activity. Lineage: Eukaryota; Fungi; Ascomycota; Pichiomycetes; Serinales; Debaryomycetaceae. The coding region runs from base 483 to 2567 and encodes 694 amino acids.